GCUGCCCCUGCCCUGAGAACCCCACCACAGAGCCUAUUUCUUUCCCUCUUUUGCCCUGGCCUCCCUACCUCACCUGCUUUCUGCUGUGUCCCCAGGAGCUCUGGAGCCCUAGGACUAUGGAUGCGCUCAAUAGGAACCAGGUAGGCCCUGGAUGCAAGACCCAGGCCACGAUGCAGAAAGGUCCCUUGGACCUGAUUGAGACAGGCAAAGGGCUGAAAGUGCAAACGGACAAACCCCAUCUGGUUAGCCUGGGCAGUGGGCGGCUCAGCACGGCUAUCACCCUCCUGCCGUUGGAGGAAGGGAGAACGGUGAUUGGCUCUGCAGCCAGGGACAUCUCACUGCAGGGUCCAGGCCUGGCUCCAGAGCACUGCUACAUCGAGAACCUACGGGGCACCCUCACCCUCUACCCUUGUGGCAAUGUCUGCACUAUUGAUGGGCUCCCUAUCCGGCAGCCCACCCGGCUCACUCAGGGCUGCAUGUUGUGCCUGGGUCAGUCCACCUUCCUCCGGUUUAACCACCCGGCUGAAGCCAAGUGGAUGAAGAGCAUGAUUCCAGCAGGAGGCCGGGCCCCUGGGGCCCCCUACAGCUCUGGCCCUGCAGAAUCAGAAAGUCUGGUGAAUGGGAACCACACCCCACAGCCUGCAACCCGGGGACCUUCGGCCUGUGCCAGCCACAGUUCCCUUGUGAGCUCUAUUGAGAAGGACUUGCAGGAAAUCAUGGACUCACUGGUGCUAGAGGACCCUGGAGCUGCUGGCAAGAAGCCUGCUGCAUCCUCUCCACUGUCACCGAUGGCUAAUGGUGGGCGCUACCUGCUGUCCCCCCCAACCAGUCCUGGUGCCAUGUCUGUGGGCUCCAGCUAUGAAAACACCUCUCCAGCCUUCUCUCCACUUUCCUCACCAGCCAGUAGUGGGAGCUGUGCCAGCCACUCACCCAGCGGGCAGGAGCCAGGACCUUCCGUGCCCCCACUGGUGCCUGCCCGUUCCUCCAGCUACCAUCUGGCCCUGCAACCCUCACAGUCCCGCCCGAGUGGUGCCCGCUCCUCUGAGAGCCCUCGGCUGGGCAGGAAAGGGGGUCAUGAGAGACCUCCCAGCCCUGGUCUCCGGGGUCUGCUGACAGACAGCCCUGCAGCCACUGUCUUGGCGGAGGCCCGCAGAGCCACUGAUAGCCCCCGGCUGGGUGGGCAGCUGCCCGUGGUGGCUAUCAGCCUGAGUGAAUACCCAGCUUCUGGUGCCUGCAGCCAGCCUACCAGCAUUCCUGGCAGCCCCAAGUUCCAGCCUCCAGUCCCUGCUCCCCGCAACAAGAUUGGAACACUCCAGGACCGCCCUCCCAGCCCUUUCCGUGAACCUCCAGGCACCGAGCGGGUAUUGACAACCAGCCCCUCACGCCAACUAGUGGGCCGAACAUUUUCAGAUGGGUUAGCCACCCGCACCUUGCAGCCUCCUGAGAGUCCCCGCCUGGGCCGGCGGGGCCUGGACAGUAUGCGAGAACUCCCUCCCUUGAGCCCAUCUCUAUCCCGACGAGCUCUCUCCCCAGUGCCCACUCGGACUACUCCAGAUCCCAAGCUAACCAGGGAAGUGGCAGAGAGUCCUCGGCUCCAACGUUGGGCAGCCCAUGGGGCUUCACCAGAGGACUUCUCCCUAACGCUGGGAGCUCGGGGCCGUAGGACACGGAGCCCCUCACCCACACUGGGGGAGUCCCUGGCACCUCGCAAGGGCAGCUUCAGUGGCAGGCUGAGCCCAGCCUACAGCCUGGGCUCUCUUACUGGGGCUUCGCCCCGCCAGAGCCCCCGUGCCCAGAGGAAGCUCUCCAGUGGGGACUUGCGGGUGCCUGUCACACGAGAGCGGAAAAAUAGCAUCACGGAGAUCAGUGACAACGAGGACGACCUCCUGGAGUACCAUCGGCGGCAACGCCAGGAGCGGCUCCGGGAGCAGGAGAUGGAGAGGCUGGAACGCCAGCGCCUUGAGACCAUUCUGAACCUGUGUGCCGAGUACAGCCGGGCUGACGGGGGACCUGAGGCCGGGGAGUUGCCCAGCAUUGGGGAGGCCACUGCAGCAUUGGCACUGGCAGGCAGGAGGCCCUCACGAAGCUUUGGAGCUUCUGGGAGAAGCAGUGAGGAGACUGGAGGUGCCGCCCAACGCCUGUGGGAGAGCAUGGAACGCUCAGAUGAGGAAAAUCUCAAGGAGGAGUGCAGCAGCACCGAGAGCACCCAGCAAGAGCAUGAAGAUGCACCUAGCAGCAAGCUCCAGGGAGAGGUGCUAGCCCUGGAAGAGGAGCGGGCUCAGGUGCUGGGGCGCGUGGAGCAGCUCAAGGUCCGUGUGAAGGAGCUGGAGCAGCAGCUGCAGGAGUCAGCCCGAGAGGCUGAAAUGGAGAGGGCGCUGCUGCAGGGGGAGAGAGAGGCAGAGAGGGUGCUGCUGCAGAAGGAGCAGAAGGCAGUGGACCAGCUGCAGGAGAAGCUGGUAGCCUUGGAGAUGGGCAUCCAGAAGGAGAGGGACAAGGAGGCAGAGACCCUGGAGACUGAGACAAAGCUCUUUGAGGACUUGGAGUUCCAGCAGCUGGAGCGGGAGAGCCGAGUGGAGGAGGAGCGGGAGCUGGCGGGCCAGGGGCUGCUCCGGAGCAAAGCUGAGCUGCUCCGCAGCAUUGCCAAGAGGAAGGAGCGCCUGGCCAUCCUGGACAGUCAGGCUGGGCAGAUCCGGGCCCAGGCCGUGCAAGAGUCGGAGCGCCUGGCCCGGGACAAGAAUGCCUCCCUGCAGCUCCUGCAGAAGGAGAAGGAGAAACUGACUAUGCUGGAGAGGAGAUACCACUCACUCACAGGGGGCAGGCCUUUCCCGAAGACCACAUCGACCCUCAAAGAGAUGGAGAAGCUGCUGCUCCCUGCUGUAGACUUAGAGCAGUGGUACCAGGAGCUGAUGGCCGGGCUGGGGACUGGCCUUGCUGCAGCCUCUCCUUGUUCCUCCCCCCCGCCUCUGCCUGCCAAAGCUUCCCGUCAGCUGCAGGUUUACCGCUCCAAGAUGGAUGGCGAGGCCACCAGCCCUCUGCCCCGGACCCGCAGCGGCCCCCUCCCCUCCUCCUCUGGUUCUUCCUCCUCCUCCUCCCAGCUCAGUGUGGCUACCCUGGGCCGUAGCCCCUCCCCAAAGAGUGCUCUACUCACCCAGAAUGGCACGGGCAGCCUCCCUCGCAAUCUGGCAGCCACGCUGCAGGACAUUGAGACCAAGCGCCAACUAGCUCUGCAGCAGAAGGGACAGCAGGUGAUUGAGGAGCAACGGCGGCGACUGGCUGAACUGAAGCAGAAAGCGGCAGCCGAAGCGCAGUGCCAGUGGGAUGCCCUGCACGGGGCAGUGCCCUUCCCACCGGGCCCCUCGGGCUUCCCCCCACUCAUGCACCACUCCAUCCUGCACCACCUGCCAGCCGGGCGGGAGCGUGGAGAGGAGGGUGAGCAUGCCUACGAUACGCUGAGCCUGGAGAGCUCCGACAGCAUGGAGACCAGCAUCUCCACGGGGGGCAACUCGGCCUGCUCCCCCGACAACAUGUCCAGUGCAAGUGGUCUGGACAUGGGGAAGAUUGAGGAGAUGGAGAAGAUGCUGAAAGAGGCUCAUGCAGAGAAGAGCCGGCUCAUGGAGUCAAGGGAGCGGGAGAUGGAGCUGCGGCGGCAGGCCCUGGAGGAGGAGCGGCGGAGGCGGGAGCAGGUAGAACGGAGGCUGCAGAGCGAGAGUGCCCGGCGGCAGCAGCUGGUGGAGAAGGAGGUCAAGAUGCGGGAGAAACAGUUUUCCCAGGCACGACCCCUGACCCGCUACCUGCCAAUCCGGAAGGAGGACUUUGACCUCAAGACCCAUAUUGAGUCAUCAGGCCACGGGGUUGAUACCUGCCUGCACGUGGUACUCAGCAGCAAGGUCUGCCGUGGCUACUUGGUCAAGAUGGGCGGCAAGAUUAAAUCAUGGAAGAAGCGCUGGUUUGUCUUCGACCGGCUCAAGCGCACCCUUUCCUAUUAUGUGGACAAGCAUGAGACGAAGCUGAAGGGAGUCAUCUAUUUCCAGGCCAUCGAGGAAGUGUACUAUGACCACCUGCGCAGUGCAGCUAAGAAGAGGUUUUUCCGCUUCACUGUGGUGACUGAGAGCCCAAACCCAGCCCUCACCUUCUGCGUGAAGACCCAUGACCGGCUGUACUACAUGGUGGCCCCAUCUGCAGAGGCCAUGCGCAUCUGGAUGGAUGUCAUUGUCACAGGGGCUGAGGGCUACACUCAGUUCAUGAACUGACCAUCAUGGGCCUCCUCUUGGGCCAAACCCAUGCCAGGCCACCUGCCACUCUGCUCACCCCUGGAGAGAGAGUUGCACACUGGGCCUCAGGCCUCAGGGGAGCAGGGCAUGGCAGAGAACGACUGGGGCUUUUGUACAAGAAGACUUAGUAAUAUUCUGUAAGGAGCUUGGUCCUAUGAGUUUCUGGGUUCUGGUCCCCUAAAGAACCUGCCAGAAGAUGAAAGGUGGGGAGGGGGCUUUAUUGCCUCCUGGGAGCCCAGAACUUGCAAUAACUCUUCAAGGUCCUGCCUCAGUCCUGGUCAGGGCUGAGGUACGUCACAGGGAGGGCCUCUCAGCUCUGACCUGGCACCUACUCUCCCUAGCCCAUUUUCUCUUUUGUAAAGGAUGAAUUAUGGUACCAGAAUCUGCCAAAGAUCCCCUCUUGCCUCAGCCCCCUUUGCAGGGGCCUUGGGGGCUGAGCAGAGCCCAUCCAGGGUGGGGUAACAACAGCUCAGGCAGCGUACUUCUCAAACCCUGCUCUGCCCCAUGGUUCUCCUUGUUUAUGCUUUUUAUUUUGCUCAGGGGCUGGAGACCUCGAGCAUCGUCCUUGAGGACCCAGCCCCAUGCCUCUAUUGCAGACCCAUCACCAUGGUCACCACAGUGACUGCUUCAUUGCCAUGGUUACAGACUAAUUGCCAUGGCUCCAAGACUCAGCCUACUGCUUCAGUUGUGGGCUAUCUGAGGGUGCGUGCCAUCAUCUCUCCAGCCCAGGCCCCUGGGCAUCUCACACCGGGAGGAAGGGACUGAACACCUUCUCCCUGCCUCCAGCCUGUAUCUCUGGGCCUGCCCACCCCUGAGUACAGCCCUCUCCCUUCCACUUGUGCCUUGCUUAGAGCCAGAAGGGAUGAAGCCGGGGGAUCUAGAGACCAGAGACCAGAGGACAAGUGAUGUGGAUAAGAGAGGAGACUAGAACAGCUGUUCUCAGGGUUCUGUACAAGGUUGAGUUUCUGACAGGGAAAGAGGGCUGCUCAGAUGCUUCCAGAGGGAAAGGCUGAGCCAGAGAGGAAGCAGCAGUGAGGGAGGCCCUGAGGUGCGGCCCUCUCCCUCCCUUCCUCCAGCCUCAGAAGGGUGAUGGAAAUGGAGAGUGGAGGAACAGGCCCCCAGCUGCCGGGCCUCAACACUUCACGCCUUAACACUAAGCCCACCUCCCCCGCCCUCCUUCCCAGCACUGGGCCCAUGGUUGCCUGGGCCGGGGCUGGGUGUUUUUCAGUAUUUGUAAGCAUUUCAGCAGAACAAUAAAGCAUUUGGACUAUGUAA
This is a messenger RNA of Galeopterus variegatus (Sunda flying lemur), 5546 nucleotides long. It is a transcript of the gene PHLDB1, whose product is annotated as pleckstrin homology-like domain, family B, member 1. The coding region runs from base 117 to 4250 and encodes 1377 amino acids. Gene Ontology annotation, biological process: regulation of microtubule cytoskeleton organization. The record is from RefSeq and is a predicted model, not a curated record. Gene Ontology annotation, molecular function: protein binding. The transcript is spliced from 22 exons. Lineage: Eukaryota; Metazoa; Chordata; Mammalia; Dermoptera; Cynocephalidae. Gene Ontology annotation, cellular component: basal cortex.